Messenger RNA from Nycticebus coucang (slow loris), 1821 nucleotides. It is a transcript of the gene TEX264, whose product is annotated as testis expressed 264, ER-phagy receptor. Gene Ontology annotation, cellular component: endoplasmic reticulum membrane; nucleus; replication fork. The record is from RefSeq and is a predicted model, not a curated record. Bases 555 to 1511 code for a protein of 318 amino acids. Lineage: Eukaryota; Metazoa; Chordata; Mammalia; Primates; Lorisidae. Gene Ontology annotation, biological process: reticulophagy; protein-DNA covalent cross-linking repair. The transcript is spliced from 5 exons.
UGGCCCGGGCCGGGACGCGACCUUGAGUCAGCCCCUACCAUCCUGGGCGGCCCACUGCUCAGGCUGCCAGUGUAGGGCACGCCCCAGGGUAGUGAAAUUAAGUGGGGGAAACAAGGGCUGGAGUCGCGUUUUAAUUCCGCCUCAGCUCCCCAAGGCCGCGCCUUGUAGCUCGGGCUGCAAACUUUAGCGUUUCUUAAGUUACAGCGGUGCGUGGGUUUCUGGGAGGUCGUGGGUAAAGAGAAAGCUGAGUAAAUAGGUGAGGCUCGUGGUGAGAAGGUGGAGUCUCAUCCUCCCCGCGCGGGCCCCUAGCAGUCGAGGUCGUCCCCCUCCCCGGUAGCGUGAGCCCCAAGUUUUGCUCGCCCUGGGGCGCUUUAAGGGCAGGGCCCUCCGCCACCGCGCACGUGAGCGGUACCGGGAAGUCGCACCUGGCCACCGGCGUCCUUGCCUCUGACUGGAGGGGAAACAAAGGCCUGAGAACUGGCACAGCCUGCCCGUGGUUGGCUGCGAGGGCUGUUUCGGCGUCAGCUGCCUUGGGGUGUGGGAGGCCCAGAGCCAUGUCGGACCUGCUACUACUGGGCCUGAUUGCAGGCCUGACUCUGUUACUGCUGCUGACACUGCUGGCCUUUGCUGGGUACUCAGGGCUGCUGGCUGGGGUGACAGUGAGUGCUGGUUCACCUCACAUCCGCAAUGUCACUGUGGCCUACAAGUUCCACCUGGGGCCUUAUGGUGAGACUGGACGGCUUUUCACCGAGAGCUGCAGCAUCUCCCCCAAGCUCCGCUCCAUUGCUGUCUACUAUGACAAUCCUCACAUGGUUCCCCCUGAGAAGUGCCGUUGUGCAGUGGGCAGCAUCCUGAGUGAAGGUGAGGAGUCACCCUCACCUGAGCUCAUCCACCUGUAUGAGAAAUUUGGCUUCAAAGUAUUCUCAUUUCCGGCACCCAGCCACGUGGUGACAGCUACGUUCCCCCACACAACCACCCUGUCCAUCUGGCUGGCUACCCGCCGUGUACACCCUGCCUUGGACAACUACAUCAAGGAGCGGAAGCUGUGUGCCCACCCUCGGCUGGAGAUCUACCAGCAAGACCAGAUCCAUUUCAUGUGCCCACUGGCACGGCAGGGAGACUUCUAUGUACCUGAGGUGAAGGAAACAGAGCGGAAAUGCCGGGGGCUUGCAGAGGCCAAUGAUGCCCAGAUGGAUGGCACAGGUACAGAAGGUGGAGGAGCUGACACAAUGAGUGACACGAGUUCUGUAAGCCUGGAGGUGAGCCCUGGCAGCUGGAAGACUUCAGCCACCACACUAUCCCCGGGGGCAAGCAGCCGUGGCUGGGAUGAUGUUGACACUCGCAGUGAGCACAGCUACAGCGAGUCGGGUGCCAGUGGUUCAUCCUUUGAGGAGCUGGACCUGGAGAGUGAGGGUCCCAUGGGAGAAACACGGCUGGACCCUGAACCUGAACCCUUGGGGUCCACCAAGUGGCCCUGGGAGCCUAGUACUCCUGAGAAGGGCAAGGAGUAACCUGCUGCCUGCACCUUCCUGUGGUGGUGGAGUUGCUAAGGAACUGAGCAGACUCUCCAGCCCUCUUCUUCCUUCACCUCCUGGGCCCAGGCUGAAGCCAGGGGGUGCCUGAAGUUCUUGAUUUCUCUUACCCCAGGCUUCUUGCUAAGCCCUCUUCUUACUGCUUUUUUUGGCUUCCAGGGCCAAGGAGCCAAGGACUGUUUUCUGCACCAGCUCCCAAGGAUGCCACCUCUGUUGCAUCUUUUUUCUGUCUCACAUCAGAGCUUCCAGGACCCCGAAUAAAGCAAAUGAUUUUCUUGUUUCACCUGGA